AUGGCCAAGGUUGCGCUUGUCACUGGUGCGAAUAAAGGCAUUGGUUAUGCAAUAGUCAAGAAUCUGGCAUUGAAAUAUGCCGAAUCGCAACGCACCCCAUCCCUUACCAUUUAUCUUUCGGCGCGUAACCAGUCUCUUGGCGAAACUUCCCUAAGUAAGCUUCAGAAUGAAUUAAAAAUCCAGAAAAUUCUGAGCGGUGAUGGAGGAAAUGUCGAUUUAAAGUUCAUGCGGAUAGAUCUGACCGAUGAACAGACAAUGGUGAACGCCAAAGAAUAUUUACUGCAGAAUCAUGGAGGUUUGGAUAUCCUGAUUAACAACGCCGCAAUGGCAUUUAAAGGAUCCGCUUUCGAUAUCAACGUGGUUCGCACUACGUUGGGAACAAACUUUUAUGGUACGCUCAAGCUAUCCGAAUACCUACUACCGAUAAUCAAACCGCAAGGUCGAUUGAUCAAUAUAGCGAGCAGUGCUGGACGAUUGGGCAUACUCAGCAACGAGCUCGCUCAGGAAUUUACUAGAGACGAUUUAGACAUUGAUGGUUUGGUUGCGCUUAUGAAGAAGUUUGAGGAUGCCGUGGAGAAAGGAACUUGGAAGGAAGAAGGAUGGCCAACGCAAGCAUACGGUGUGAGUAAAGUAGGCGUCACCGCUCUGACAAGGAUACUUGCCCGUCGUGUUUCCAGCGAAGGAAAAGACAUUUUGGUUAGUUGCUGUUGUCCUGGAUGGGUGAAGACUGACAUGGCCGGACCUGCAGCACCUCUAACACCAGAUCAAGGUGCGGAAACGCCAGUUUUUCUAGCUUUGGACGAAGAAACUGUGCCAGCAGCGAAGAACGGAGAGUUUUGGAAGCGAUGCAAGAUUACUACGUG
This is a messenger RNA of Paraglomus occultum, 863 nucleotides long. The record is from the annotation of a GenBank genome assembly. Lineage: Eukaryota; Fungi; Glomeromycota; Glomeromycetes; Paraglomerales; Paraglomeraceae.